Molecule: messenger RNA, 1854 nt
Organism: Armigeres subalbatus
Lineage: Eukaryota; Metazoa; Arthropoda; Insecta; Diptera; Culicidae
Exons: 2
Coding region: 964-1854 (296 amino acids)
Molecular function (GO): nucleic acid binding; zinc ion binding
Source: RefSeq, a predicted model, not a curated record
AAAAAAAAUCUUGCGCUGAGUUAAGCUCAAAGCCAAGUAAACAAAAACAUCUUUUGCGCUGGGUAAAACUCAAAGCCAAGAAAAAAAAAUCUUGCGCUGAGUUAAGCUCAAAGCCAAGUAAACAAAAAAAAAAAAGAAAAAAGUUGGCAACGCUGUUCAAACUAAUGCUGACGGAAAGUUGAUGAUUCUUUUUUUAACGUGUAGAAUGACAUUUAAUUUGAGCUGCUCGAAAAUCUCAAUUCUCAAAUCGAAAAAUAAAAUAGAGGAUAAAUCCGUUUUGAAAGUAAACGAGGUUGUGAACGCUAGAAACAACGCGCAUAAUUUUCUAUACAGAAGAAGUUCUCCUUUGUGGUGAUACGGUGAAAAAUGAGUGGUUGUUGGGAAGAAACGGACGUUUUGCCUAGCGGUGGUGAAGAUGCAGAAGUCCACCAGGCAAAAGUGCCUAGAUACGAUGAUAGGGCGAACGGGCUACGCAAGGGCUACAACAGAAUGGCUGUCAGGUUCUUGGCCAUUGAGGCAAUUUGAUGGAUCAUUACCUACUAACAGUGUUGGUAAAAACUCAAAAUCUCAAAACUCAUGGAUGAUUCAAAUCAAGCGUGAGUUGAAACGCACCCAACUCAGCACCUAAAAACUCAUGGAUGAGUUGAAUCAUCCAUUUGAAUCAUCGCAGGUUUUCUUUUGUUCUCCUUCGUUAAAAACAGUGAAAUGACGUUUGUCGCAUACAAUAUUAGACACUCUUUUAUGUAUAAGCAAUAAAUUUCCCCCAAAUUGAUUUUACAUGCGUUUUUGAGCCAAAAUGAUUUUUGGCAAAUGAGUGAGAUGAUGCGUUUUAGCAUGAAAAAUUCAAGCGUGAUGCAUUCCUUCAAAAUCGCAGACGAUUUCAUUCACACGGGAGCGCUCGUUGAUUGAGAUUUAUGAGUGAUUUUACCAACACUGCCUACUAAUAAAAGAAAGGCGGAGUGGAUGCGAUAUCGCGAUCAGUUCGAGCGUAUAGUCUCUUGCAAGCCACCAGUCGAUGAAGAAACAAAGCUAACAGGGUUAAAGAUAUUCGCCGGCGAUUACUUGCUGAGCAUUAUUGAGAUGCAGCAAAAAUCGGUGCCAGAUUCAUCAAGAGAGGUGUACCGGGCUACGAUCAAGGCACUUGAUAAAUACUUCAGUCAAUCAUGCGAUGUUGUGAAAGAACGUAUGAAAUUCAGAGAGCUAAGAAUGAAAUCAUCGGAGUCGUUUCCUGAUUUUGUACUUAGAUUGGAGACGCAAGCAAAGUUUUGCGAUUUUGGACGGGAACAACGCGAGGAAGAAUUUGUACAAGCUCUCCUGCGACGAUCUGUUCCGGGUAUUUCUGAGAAGUUGUACGAAAUGUCAGAUUUCUUCGAAAAUGAUUUGGAACGCAUUGUCAAUCACGGAAAACAUCUAGACUACAUCAGAACAGAAGCUGUAGAAUCAAAGGUAACGCAUGAGCAAGGUCAAAUAAACGAUGAGCCGGAACGUGAUGUAUCCAAUGUCAAAGCAGUCAACGCUAUUCAUACGGGAAGAAAGAGUUUCAGGAGUGACCAUCACGAUCGUGCCAAGUAUGUGGACGGACGCAACGGCUUAAGUGAGACUAGUACUCGGAAACGACCAUGGGACAACAGACAGUCGGCGCGGCAAGCUUGCCCUAAGUGUGGUAGUGUCCACGGUCCGAGAGAUUGUAAAGCUUUUCGUGCGAAAUGUUACAAUUGUGGCAAGCUGAAUCACUUUGCAGAAUUUUGUUAUUCGUCACGGAGAUGGAAGAACGCACGAUACCGCCUGAAUGCCGAUUUAGGAGAGGACAUGAAAAAGGAAGCUGGAAUAAUUAACCAGGUAGAUAGCAUUUGA